This is a messenger RNA of Papaver somniferum (opium poppy), 792 nucleotides long. RefSeq lists its product as uncharacterized. The record is from RefSeq and is a predicted model, not a curated record. The transcript is spliced from 4 exons. Lineage: Eukaryota; Viridiplantae; Streptophyta; Magnoliopsida; Ranunculales; Papaveraceae. The coding region runs from base 1 to 792 and encodes 263 amino acids.
AUGGAUAUUCGGGAAUGGGAUAGGCGAGGUAAAAAAGUCGAAGAUGCAAUUGUCUCAGAUAGUGCAAGGAAGCAAAGGCGUCAGAACUUGACAACUAGUGCAAGGAGAGAUAUGACUGCUAAAUCCGCUUCAAGUGCUCAAGAUGGAACUCAACAAGCAAGUCAAGAAGGUCUUCAACCAAGUGCCCCUCAAUCAGAACCAGUUCAAGAAGGUGUGAAGGAUAUUCCAGAAGGUGUAAUCCUUGGGAUGCCGGAGGAUGGAGGACAAUUUUUAUUUGGAUACAAAGACUCCUGGGCCAAAGAAAUAUAUAAAACCGAGUAUCAUUCCGAUGCGGUUCGGUUGCUCAAACCGACCGCCGCACCAACUAAAAUGCUGGAUUGGCCUUUGAAGGAUGAAUGUGAAAGGUUCAAGACCAUUAUUGCAAAUUCAGGGUUGGCUGAUGCUGCGGAGAACUCAAUGUUGGAACAUGACCGGGUGGCUAUAUCGACGUUUGUGGAGAGACUUUAUCCUGAGACCGACACCUUCCAUAUGCCAUUUGGAGAGAUGACGAUUACCCCAGUUUAUGUUGUGCAGAUUGUUAGACUCCCUGUGCAUGGCAAAGGUGUUAGGGCUGAGUUCACAAAGCAGUUGGAAUGGACCAAACUUUAUGAUCUAACUAAAAAGUGUUUGGGUUGGGAUGAAGAAACAUUUACAACUGAGUUCAAGAGAUGCAUGAAGUAUAGAACUAGACAGUUCAACAUUAUUACUCUGAUGGAUAUGUUCAAGGGAACCAAGGAAAAAGAAGAGAAAUGA